This is a messenger RNA of Baudoinia panamericana UAMH 10762, 963 nucleotides long. RefSeq lists its product as uncharacterized. The transcript has a single exon. Bases 1 to 963 code for a protein of 320 amino acids. The record is from RefSeq and is a predicted model, not a curated record. NCBI's taxonomy places the organism in Eukaryota, Fungi, Ascomycota, Dothideomycetes, Mycosphaerellales, Teratosphaeriaceae.
AUGUCCCCCAUAGUAACUUAUAACUCGCUAACGGCUUGUGUUAGUGAGAUCGAGCUGUGCAGCGUCAAUUUCCCACUAGACCGCUACCGUUACGACGCAUAUGACUUCCUGCCGAGCUUUGAAGACGGCCUCAGAAGGAUAGGCAAACGGGACACUAUCUUGUCAGCGUUCGACUCUGUAAAGCCGGUUUUCGCGGAGUACAACAAGUGGGACGACUACGGAAUUGCCCUGCUCUACAAGGAUUUCGACAUGCUCCCUGACGAGCGCUUGAUAGAGUGCGGCGGCACAUCGGUGCCCUGGCGCGGCCAGCUGCCUCCAAGACUCGAACAGCGCCUCGUGCCCCGCUGCAUACGCUUUUGGGAAGGGACGACGUUGCCGUAUACCUUCACAUUCCGGAACGAGAAGACCGAGCCGGCUCGCGAUUUGAUAUUCGAACGGGAAGCCCUUUCUCGAUUAGGCGGUCUCGGACUAGUACGGCUAGAUCGUCAUGCGUCUCGCGAAUGGAGAGGCGACGUAGAGACUGAGUACGUUAACGGGAGGGCUACCGUCACCCUCUCAACUGGAUUGACGGGCCUGGUGGCUGAAGACAAGAAGGUUGUACCGAUCGCGUGGGAAUUUCGUAGGCAACAGGAAGGCGCGAGCGAGCGCUACCGCAUCAAGGUUACACGAUAUCGUUUGCGCCCAGAAGAGGACGCAUACGACGCGAGACAGUUGCUUUCCGAGGACACCGCGUCAUCCGGCAGUUGUUAUACUGGGGCGGAUUUGUCUGCAAUCGGUGAUCCAGCGAACAGCACUUGUCUGCAUCAAGAUCUCAUAAUGCCUGGCUCGGCAUAUGUGCCGCCAACAUCGAUGAUGAUCGACCUUGAUGGACCGCCGAGUGGUUGUGGCAGCACCCACGCUGAAGCCGUCGGCGCUCCGGAUCAGACCAAUGGCUUGCGCGGCAUAGCCGCUGCGCUCUGGUAG